This is a messenger RNA of Trypanosoma grayi, 343 nucleotides long. RefSeq lists its product as hypothetical. The annotation marks the transcript as partial. The transcript has a single exon. Lineage: Eukaryota; Euglenozoa; Kinetoplastea; Trypanosomatida; Trypanosomatidae. The record is from RefSeq and is a predicted model, not a curated record.
ACGACGGCACGGCGAAGGGUGUGGCCGGCUGCGUGGAGGAGCUCAACCGCGCGAAGGUCGGCGACCAGCCCAUCCACGCACUCGACUGGAACCGCGCGAGGGAGGGCCUGCUCGCCUGCGCCUCCUUCGAUCAGAGCGUGCGCGUCGUGCUGGUCACGAAGCUGGCGCUCGUGCAGUAGCCGCCGCACGGCAGGGACAAGCGGGCGUGCUGGCGGUGUGCGUGUGUGUCUGUGCGGGAGAGGGCGCGUACUUAUUUGACGAAAUGGAUGGGAAACGCAUGAAGAAAAAAAGAAGAAGCACGGAUCGAAAAGAAAAGAGGAAACUGCAGCAUCUGCAGGGGUAG